CAACUCCCAGGUUUAAAAAAAAAGUAAAAUUGUUAGCAAAAAACAGAGCCUUGGCGUUUUCUGGCCCUACAAGGCCUAGGGACGUACUUUUGAUAAUCCGGAAUCUACCAUGUCUAGUCGUAGACUCACGUGCAGAAAUUGCCUUUGUUCAUGUACUGCACCGUCUCCUCAUCCCAUGUAUGUGCAUACAUCCAUCUAGACCAUCAACACGCACAUGUGUGUAUACACGCGAUACCCGCACUACCCACAUCUUUCGCAUCUGGCGCAUCUAGCGCAUCCGACAUCUUCGCAUCUCCGCUGCCCCCUCCGCCCCUCCGCUCUCCUCCGCCAAACCCAUACCCAUACCCAUACCCAUCUGACUAAUACCCUCCUUACGUCCGUAUGCCUACCCUCUCUCUUUCUCUCUUUCUCUUUCUUCCCUGAUCCUUACCCUGGUCUGUCAAAACAGGCAGGCAGCCCACGCACGCACACACGCACGCACGCACGGCUCGCGUUUCACACCAGCGAAACGCUCGCUCCAACCCGCGAUCGAUGCGUUUGGCGUGAUGAAACAAGUGGGGAUUUCUCGGGGAUAUCAAUCGGAAUAUCUGCAAUCCAGCAUUCUUUUUGUGGGUUUAGAUAGGUGCGUGGGAGCGGAGAAAAGAAAAAAGAAAAAAAAGGAGAUUUGCGCGAGUGUAAGUAGUGCGAGAUUGUAUGGGGAAGUAGGCGCGAGAUGGAGAGGGGGGGAGGGGGGGGCACGUAAGGUGGAGAGUCUCGCAAAAGACGUAGAGAAAGAGAGAGAGAGAGGAGGUGAUUGGUGCGAAAAA
Bipolaris sorokiniana ND90Pr is the source of this 806-nucleotide messenger RNA. RefSeq lists its product as uncharacterized. NCBI's taxonomy places the organism in Eukaryota, Fungi, Ascomycota, Dothideomycetes, Pleosporales, Pleosporaceae. Bases 215 to 622 code for a protein of 135 amino acids. The record is from RefSeq and is a predicted model, not a curated record. The transcript has a single exon.